This is a messenger RNA of Scheffersomyces coipomensis, 1203 nucleotides long. RefSeq lists its product as uncharacterized. Lineage: Eukaryota; Fungi; Ascomycota; Pichiomycetes; Serinales; Debaryomycetaceae. The transcript has a single exon. The record is from RefSeq and is a predicted model, not a curated record. The coding region runs from base 1 to 1203 and encodes 400 amino acids.
AUGACUAAAGAAUUUGAAACCUCUCAUAGCCAUUCUAUUGCUCAAGAAAUUGAUCAACAAUUCAUUCAAGAUCCAUCAAUGGUAAAUCAAGAUCCUUUACCUGAUAAACUUCAAGGAAUCACUAACUUGGUGCUUCUUGUUGAUACAACUUUGAAUGACGAUUUUGAAAAUCUUUUAAUUAAAGAAGUACCCACAGAAGGUCAGAUUUUAUACCAUAACAAUAGUGAAGCUAACUAUAAAGAUUCUCUGCAAUUCCUUUUUGAUAAUGCACAUAAAUUCAACGAGGCAUCUGAACCUUUGAUCGUAACUUUGCAGUUUAAACUUGGACUUUUGGAUGAUGGAAGUUCAAUGACUGAUUUGUUACUCAAGGCCAAUGCCAUUAAAGCAAUUGGAAAUUUCGAAUUCAAGCUCUACAUUUUUAAGAUUGUUGCCCAUCAGAAGAAGGAUAGUUUUGUUAUGCCUUCAGAAUUGUAUUUCAAAGAUUUGAAUUGUAUUGGAUUCAGAUUUGAUACUGAUCUUGUACCAAAGAUUCAUAAUUUAUCCAGAGACGAAAAGGAAGUUGAAUAUCAUAGGAAUGUUAAUCACCAUAUUCCAAUCUCAAUUUCAUGGUUAGGACAAAAUAUUGAAGAAUUAUAUUUGGGACAAAAAGUUAGAUUAGACGGUUACGAAUUCUGUGAGUAUAAAUUUCCGAAAUUAGUGGAUCAUGGAUUUGAAUGUUACGAUCAAGUCACAAGUCAUAAUUGGGCUCCAUUCUUGUAUCAUAACAACACUUUAAAGAAGGUAGUUUUCCAAGAUUUCCAAUCUGGAAGGAUUUAUUUGGAUGUGCGAUUACAUGUAGAGAAGCUUUACUUAAUAGGGUUUGAAAUACCUGUAAUGCAUUAUCAUUGGGUUCUAUAUUUAUGGGGAGCUAAAGAAAUUUAUCUCCAUGGUACUGCAAUCGAUCCUUACUAUACCAUAGAUGAAGCUUUGUUCCAGUUACCAAUUGUUACAAAAACAAUUCAUUAUCUGAGUAAUCCUGAUUGGUCUUCUGGUGUAGCAGAGAAAACGAUUCUGAUAUUAAAUGAAUUAUCUUCUCGCUUUCAGAUUAAAUUAGUAGAGGUACCAUUCUUACCAGAACAUCAAACAGCUUGUAAGAGUUGGUACAUACGUGGUGAUCACAGCAGUACCCUAUAUGCCCGUACUUUUGAAUAUAAAGAAACGUGA